Messenger RNA from Notodromas monacha, 1282 nucleotides. Lineage: Eukaryota; Metazoa; Arthropoda; Ostracoda; Podocopida; Cyprididae. The record is from the annotation of a GenBank genome assembly.
CGUCAUUUGAUUCACCAGCAAUUACCCUAUCAUCUUAUAGUUAAGGGAAUGAUUAAUAAGCCUCUGUUACAUGAGUGCACACGCGUGUAUCUUCAGUAAAUAACGUGCGGGCACGAGGAAGGUCUUGCAUCGCACAAACCUCCGCGUUCUCCUCUUAAUUAUCCAUUAGACAGUGAAAUUUCCGGCAUCUUCAAAUCAAACCGGCAUUGCCCUGGUUUAUUGCCUUGCCCUCGUAAUAAGUACAAUAAUGACGCAGACGCAGGGCAUCCUCAAGCGGCCGCAGAUGGACGGCAGGCGUCAGAUGCGGACGACCUUUGUCGGCAUCGACCCGUGUGCGUCCGAGGUGUCGGUGUUUGGGCGGCCGAGACCGAGUCCACGGAAGAAGCUGGACCUAACCAGGCCCCGGGCAGCGACGCCUAUGGUUCCGCCACCCAAUGAUGCCAACACCGCAGUCUUUCGUAAUGGCCUGCUCAACAUGGAGAAGCGGUUCGAAGCCCCCGCGGACUGGUUCGUGUCGGACUCGCAGCACCAGGUGUCGCACAUCAACAACAAUAACUUCGACGAGAGCAGCAAAGAUGGCGGCAGCAGCACUAUUAAUGCCAACAACUCUUCCGUAUCCGAGCCCAUCGACGAAAACGACAACGACGACGACGACGAUGCUGCUGCUGUCGUCCGUGUUGGAAGGACGCAUGAUGGCAAUGAUAGCAAUGCCGUGUCCAGCUGCAGACCCACUGCCGGCGGCGCCGAUGACAACGACGACGACGACAAUGACGAGUACGACCCGGCCAAUCACCCCGAGGACGCCCUCAAGUUCCGCAACUUGACCGAGUUCGUGACCGUCGUCCGCGACAACUACCGCAUGUGGUUCUGGGCGGAGCACCCCGGCGACGGCGGCCGCAACGUCAACGUCGAGACCAGGAUGGACCCCAAGUUUGAAAAGGUCCUGGUGACGUCCAACACGCAGGACCCCGAGACCGAGAGACGCAACCGCGAGAAGGAGCGGUGUCUGUGGCUGCAGGAGGACCGGAUGCGGUGGAUCCGCGCCUUGUACGAGCACAUCAAGGAGUUUCGAACCCAGGCCAAGUUCUACUUGGCCCUGGUGAUUGAGGCCCGGGGCCGGGACCCCGAGUACGACCCCGAGGAGGACGAGCAGGUCGUGGCCAUCCGGAAGCAGAUGAUCCCGUGGGCGGACGAGGUCAUGAGCAACGUCCUGCUGCUCGCGGGCAUCGAGACGCAGAUCUACGCCGACCUCCAAAAGGACAUGCCGAGCAUCACCAUGUGA